AUUACCCUUUUCCCCAUCCAGAGUUCGUUGGUUGAAGGCCAUCAAUAAAGUCAGGGUUCAGCUCCGGGAGGAGGAGUCACUGAGGCAGUGGUUUGUCCAUGUGUGGGAACAGCUGAUCAAGAGUGCCACUUCCCAGGGAUGUUGCCCAGAGGACACAUCAGUGGACAGGAUGAACCCUACAAAUCAGAGCUACUUUCGCCCAAGAGGGGAGACCUACAGAAGAAGAGAUCACAGAGCCCUAAAGUGGGGCAAAGCCUGCGCAGAAAGCUACAGACGUGCCUGCAGGGGCCAGAGGAUAACUCCAUUCAUGACUUGUCAUCAGACAACACUACCUGCACCAAAGCUGACCUAAACCCGUCUGGGGAAAGCAGCAGUUCGAAUUGCCAGGAUGGUAUUGGGGCUGUGAAGGAUGCUCUACCCGGGCUUAUUGAAAGGAUUAGAAAUGAAGAAGAGAAGGAGGAGAUGGAGAAUGAGGCGCCAGAAAGAGGGUCUAGUAACAUAGUGGAACAUAUCCUGAAAGAGCUUAAAGGCAUUAACAAGAUCCAGGAGGAAAUUUCUGACCUGAGACAGUAUCUAACAUCUGUGCGAGGCUCAGUGGAUGAAGUAUCUUGUUGUGUUGAUGCAGUGCUUAGUGAAAUAGGUGAGCUGUACUCUGGGGCUUCAGCUGCACCUCAUCCUAGUCCUGUUUCUCAAGUAUCCCGCAUCAGGCGAGGAAGUCUGGGUAGACAAAACGCCAUCACAUCUCUUCAAGGAAGCGACUCAAGUCCACUGUUAGAUAGCAAAGACUGUGGAAAAGAUUCAGGAUGUAUACCAUCUUCCAGAUCACCCCAAAAAUGGCAGGUUGAUAGAGUCACUCUUCAAUCAGACCAUGAAUCAGACCAAGAGAACUCAGAGCAGAGUUUAAACAUGCACAUCUUAGGCCCUAGAAAACAUGACCCCUGCUACCUGGAGCUUCAUUGUGGUCGUGACUACCAAAGCACCAGCUCUUUGUCAUCGUGUUACAGUUCCAACUGUCCAGAAGCAGGCUUUCUUUCUGGUGACACGGAAUAUGGCAGGUGGCUGUCUGUUGAUAUGCAGCAUAGUAUAAGUGGAGAAGGAGGUUGGAGUGAGGAGGACAUCUACUCUUGUGCAAACAGUCAAGAAGAGCUAGGGGAUUGCCCAGGUGUUUGGGACAGGUGUGCCACAGAGGAGACACAAAGCAGCACACCAGGUCAUUCUUCACAUAACAGCUCUGAGCAUCUCUCAUUGCUGUUUGGACACCAUUACAACUCUCCUUUGAGUUCUUCCAGUAUGGUUGACAGGAGGCCCCCAAGACUACAAACUGAGGAAGAAAACUUGGAGUGCGACUGUUCUGCAAACUGCCCAUACUCACGUAGUUCUGGUUACCACACCAUGGACGCUUGCGCAAAUGAACUUGAUAGCGGGCCCUCCAGGAGUCUGAGUUGUUCCACUGUGCUGUUGACAGACUGUGAUGAUGGUUACCUGGAGCCACAUUCGCUGUGCGAUGACUGUCCAUCGUCUGGUGACACUCUUGAUCUGAGCUCUGCAGACAGUUUGGACAGGGAGUGGACAGAUCACAGUGUCUCCAGGGAUGAAGCAGGAGACUCUUUGUCACAAGAGUCUUCUGAAAUAGAUCCUGAUAGUGCUAAGACCCCCAAUGUAGGUUUUGAUGUAACAACUUUUAGCAAGGCUGUGCUCACUUUCAGAUCAGCUUUGAAAGGGGCUUUGAAAAAGUUGGAUGGAUCCAACCCUGAAGGUUUGAAAGACAAUAGUGGGUCUGAGGCAUCUUCAUCCCCUGUCAGAAAAGCGAGUGAACCCAAGGACGAGCAGAGCAGUACAGACUAUACAGAGGGAGAAAUCAGUCUGAUAGAGAAUCACACCCAAUUUGGCACUCCGAAGGAGGAGAGUGAGGCUUCGGUCUAUGUGGAUUGUUGUGAAACACAUGAGAACCUGCCAUGCUCCAUUAAAGCAUCCCCCCAUGAAGCAAGCCAGUCUCCCUGCACCUCAACUGAGUAUCACUCUGUACAGAUUUCACAGGGCAAAGGAGAAUGUCCAACAGAUGGGGAACUGUCCAACCUUGACUUAACUCCAGACCAUUGUCCAGCAAGGCAGGGCGAGAAUCCACUGGACCCAGUUCUCAGUACAGACGAGGUGCUGUUAAGUCCAAUUAGGGAAAGCCAUGUUCCUGAUGAGGUAAAUCAAGAAAAGUCUAUCGACGCCAGUCACAGAGAGCGUAUUGCUAAUUUCCAGCGCAUUCUGAGGGAAAAGAGACAAACCCGACAUAGACUGUCCAAAUCUGCUCAGGGGUCCCAAGGGUCUCAUGGCUCUCGCGGGUCUCAGGGAUCCCAAUCUCAAGAUGAGUUUAUCCCAGAGUGUGGGAGAGAAGAUAAUCAGGUUCGAGAUGAAGAACCCAAUGCUAGACAGGCUUGGGUCAAACCAGGUGGUGGAUCUGGUCUGUAUGGAAUUGACAGCAUGCCAGAUUUGCGUAAAAAGAAGCCUAUCCCCUUGGUCAGCGAUGUGGCUAUGUCUCUCGUCCAAGCAAGGAAGGCAGGGAUCGCAUCUGCUAUGGCUGCACGGUCUUCAAUCAAGGAUGAGGAGCUUAAAAACCAUGUGUACAAGAAGACCCUGCAGGCUCUCAUCUACCCCAUAUCCUGCACUACACCGCAUAACUUUGAGGUGUGGACUGCCACUACGCCCACAUACUGCUAUGAGUGUGAGGGGCUGCUGUGGGGAAUAGCCCGCCAAGGCAUGCGUUGCACUGAGUGUGGGGUCAAGUGCCACGAGAAGUGCCAAGAGCUGCUGAAUGCUGACUGUCUACAGCGUGCUGCGGAGAAGAGCUCCAAGCAUGGAGCGGAAGACCGAACUCAGAAUAUUAUCAUGGCCAUGAAGGACAGGAUGAAGAUAAGGGAAAGAAACAAACCUGAAAUCUUUGAACUUAUCAGGGAAGUGUAUGUCAUCAGCAAAGCCAUCCAUGCGCAGCAGAUGAAGACCAUCAAGCAGAGUGUACUGGACGGCACCUCAAAGUGGUCAGCCAAGAUCACCAUCACAGUGGUUUGUGCCCAAGGACUUCAGGCAAAGGACAAAACAGGAUCCAGUGAUCCAUAUGUCACUGUUCAGGUGGGCAAGACCAAGAAGAGAACAAAGACAAUUUAUGGCAACCUCAAUCCUGUCUGGGAGGAGAAGUUCCACUUUGAGUGCCACAAUUCCUCAGACCGUAUUAAAGUGCGCGUGUGGGACGAGGACGAUGACAUCAAAUCAAGGGUGAAGCAGCGUCUGAAGAGGGAAUCUGAUGAUUUCCUGGGCCAGACAAUAAUUGAAGUUCGAACGCUGAGCGGAGAAAUGGACGUCUGGUACAACCUGGAGAAGAGGACAGACAAGUCGGCCGUGUCAGGUGCCAUUCGCCUCCAAAUCAACGUGGAGAUCAAAGGAGAGGAGAAAGUGGCUCCAUAUCAUGUGCAGUACAUGUGUUUGCAUGAGAACCUGUUCCACCACUCAACCGAUGUGAUUGGCCAAGGCGUGGUAAAAAUCCCAGAAGCUCAUGGAGACGAUGCGUGGAAAGUCUACUUUGACGAUGUGGCACAGGAAAUAGUCGAUGAGUUUGCCAUGCGUUAUGGGAUUGAGUCAAUCUACCAGGCCAUGACGCAUUUUGCCUGUCUGUCGUCCAAGUACAUGUGUCCCGGGGUUCCUGCAGUGAUGAGCACCCUGCUGGCCAAUAUCAAUGCCUUCUAUGCCCACACAACUGCCUCCACUAAUGUGUCCGCCUCUGACCGCUUUGCUGCCUCCAAUUUUGGGAAAGAACGCUUUGUCAAGCUUUUAGACCAGCUGCACAACUCCUUGCGCAUUGACCUCUCAACGUACAGGAACCACUUUCCUGCCAGCAGCAAGGAGCGCCUGCAGGAUUUGAAAUCCACCGUGGACCUUCUAACCAGCAUCACCUUCUUUAGGAUGAAGGUCCAGGAGUUGCAGUCUCCGCCCAGAGCCAGUCAGGUGGUGAGGGACUGUGUCAAGGCCUGCCUGAACUCUACUUACGACUACAUCUUCAAUAACUGCCAGGAGCUGUACAGCAGGCAGUACCAACCUGUCGAUGUGAACAAAGAGGAGCUCCCUUUGGAGGAGCAGGGGCCAAGCAUCAAGAACUUGGACUUUUGGCCCAAACUCAUCAUGCUCAUCGUCUCCAUCAUUGAAGAGGACAGGAACUCCUACACACCUGUGCUCAACCAAUUCCCUCAAGAACUAAAUGUAGGAAAGGUGUCGGCAGAGGUCAUGUGGACGCUGUUUGCUCAAGACAUGAAGUAUGCUAUGGAGGAGCAUGAAAAGCACAGACUGUGUAAGAGCACCGACUACAUGAACCUGCACUUCAAGGUCAAGUGGCUCCACAAUGAAUAUGUCAAGGAGCUGCCAAACUUUAAGGGUGUUGUUCCCGACUACCCAUCAUGGUUCCUACAAUUUGUGCUACAGUGGUUGGAUGAAAAUGAGGACGUGUCUAUGGAGUUUAUGCAUGGAGCUCUAGAGAGAGACAAAAAAGACGGAUUCCAGCAGACGUCUGAGCACGCUCUGUUCUCCUGCUCUGUGGUGGACAUCUUCACCCAGCUCAACCAGAGCUUUGAGAUAAUCAGGAAACUGGAAUGUCCUGACCCUAACGUCAUGGCUCAGUACAGUCGCCGCUUCUCCAAGACUAUUGCCAAAGUUCUUCUGCAGUACAGUGCCAUCCUGACCAAGAGUUUUCCUACUUACAUUGACAAGGAGAAGAUUCCGUGUGUCCUGUUGAAUAAUGUGCAGCAGUUGAGAAUUCAGCUGGAGAAGAUGUUUGAGUCGAUGGGUGCCAAACAGAUGGACACUGAGGCCAGUGACCUACUGAACGACCUGCAGGUGAAGCUGAACAACGUCCUGGAUGAGCUCAGCACUACAUUUGGGAACAGUUUCCAGACCCGGAUCAAUGAUUGUAUGCGACAGAUGGCGUCUCUGCUGUACCAGAUCAAAGGACAGCUCAAUGCCAGCAACAAAAACCAGGCGGAGGCCGACUCUGACAACAUGCUACGGCCACUCAUGGACUUUCUGGAUGGAAAGCUGACCCUGUUUGCCACCGUAUGCGAGAAAACUGUACUGAAGCGUGUGCUCAAGGAGCUGUGGAGGAUCGUAAUGAGCAGCCUGGAAAAGACUAUUGUCCUGCCACAGGGCAACGAUACCUUUGGUGCACAGAUUCUCUCAGCUGCAAAAGAACUGGGCCAGCUCUCUAAACUCAAGGAUCACAUGGCAGGGGAGGCUAAAAGCCUGUCUCCCAGGCAGUGCGCUGUCAUGGAUGUGGCACUGGACACUAUCAAGCAAUACUUCCAUGCGGGAGGCAACGGGCUGAAGAAGGCGUUCCUGGAGAAGAGUCCUGAGCUAUCCUCCCUACGCCACGCUCUGUCCCUCUACACUCAGACAACAGACACACUCAUCAAGACCUAUGUGACCACCCAGCAUGCACAAGUGCACAAUGGAAAGGGUAUUAGGUUAACUCCCAAUGAAAAAAUACAGACCAGCAAGGAUUCAGGCGUGGACAAGCCGAUAGGUGAGGUGAAUGUCCAGAUUGAGCUGCACACUCAACCUGGGAGUGGGGAACGGAAAGUUACCGUCAAAGUUGUGGGAGCGAAUGAUUUAAAAUGGCAGACGUCCGGCAUGUUCCGACCCUUCGUGGAGAUCAGCAUAAUCGGGCCUCACCUCAGCGACAAGAAACGCAAAUUCCAGACCAAAUCCAAGAAUAACAGCUGGUCUCCCAAGUUCAACGAGAGCUUCCAUUUUGUGCUGGGUAACCAGGAUGGCUUUGAGUGCUACGAGCUGCAGAUCUGCGUCAAAGACUACUGUUUUGGCCGCGCCGACAGAGUGGUCGGCUUGGCUGUGAUACAACUAAGAGACAUCACGGGGAAGGGCAACUGCUGGCUCCCGCUGGGCCAGCGCAUCCAUAUGGACGACACAGGCCUCACCGCCAUGCGAAUCCUCUCCCAGCGCUCCAACGACGACGUGGCCAAAGAGUUUGUGAGGCUGAAAUCAGAGACUCGUUCUGCCGAAGAGGGCAGAUGAGGAGAGCUUGAGAAGGAGGAUGGAAGGUCUACGAAUCCCCCAGUAAGAGACGGGGAGAUCAUGUGAAUUAUUUUCCGUAGAUGGCCUGGUGGACUCUUUUCUUAGACCUUUGACGUGUCUUAGCUGCCGUUGACUGUUUGGUGUCGCCUUGCCAAGCUCACUGACACCCUGUCACCUUCACACUUUGGAGAAACUCACUUUUACAUGUUGCUCAAACACUAAACUUAUUAACCGAGCCACUGUACAGUACAUAACCACAUAGCAGCCGGCUCACUCAAACGUUACACUCAUCAGCUGUUUCACUAGGCAAUGACCACUUGCUUAGUCACAUAACUUUUUUUUACCCCCCUCCUUACCAGUGCGCACGCCGCAGCCUCAAGGGAACAAAGAAAGCGAGGCCCCUUUGGAGGGCCAAACACGUUCCCACACCUCCCCAGUGUUGUUGUGCAAUAACCCCACCUAAACCCUUGAAACCGUGGCCAUGUGUUUGAUGCCUUACACUCUGCAAAAUGUGAAUAUGUGAAGUAAAAAACUUUUUGAAUGCCCUAUAGCUCCACUGUGAUAGUUUGAGUAAAUGUGAAUCUCAUAAAGGGAUCUUUUGUUUAAUGAAUGAAUGACUGAUAGCGAGGAGACAGUCCUAGUAUUUUACAAUUUAUUGGAUAGAGUGGAAGUGAAGCUGCUGAAAUAUCGUACUAGUUUCACAAGUUAAUCUCGUUUAGCUAGUGUUUCAAGACAAGGUACUUAAACUAAUAAACCUUGAUGGUUACCCCUUACUUUAAAGCAUUGUUCAGUUAAAUGUGCCUUGCCAUGUUAAGUUUCCAUUCCUGUUUCACCAGGAAAGACAACAGUGAUAUUAUCAGCAUAUAAUCUAAGUAGUAAAAUCAGCAACAGUAUGUUUUAAAUACAAAACCUCGUGGAAAAAGAGGCCAACAGCAUGGACAUUCACUCUGUACGUGAACAGGUGAACCCUGUAUUUAUAAGUAUUGGCGCCAAUAACAACUCGUGGCUCACGUGGCCUAGUGUAACCAUGAUGGUGCAGCCAUUUUAUUUAUUUUUUUAUACGUAUUUAUUUUUUAACUGUGCUUUUGAAAUCCCGUGAUUUAAAAUGUCGUUUACUGCUUUGAACAGACGUGUUUGCCAGAACAGCCAGUUUGAGAAUUUGCACAGUGGUUAGUCUGAAUGAGCUGCUGCUGCAGUGUUGUACACACAAAACCGCAGUUCAGCUGAAGAGCGCGUUCGCAAGAUGAGACACUCGCCCUCAGAAUAAAGUGACAAGUUCGUUUUUGUUGUGAAGUUAAAAGCAAAGCUGGCGCCUCGUGUCCCUGACGGACGAUAGUGAGAACGGUCUUUUAAGAAUUGUUCCAUUUUUGGUAAAGAAAUAUUACAUGUUGAACUUUCAGGUAAAAACUUUUUCUUCCAAAAAGGAUAUCUGAACAUUUGAACACGAGCUGCUCAGCUGCUGAGUUAGAAUUACUUAUAGUUUACAUGUAUCUUCCUUCUCUUUUUUCUUCUUCUCUUCCUAUGAGUGGCCUUAUUGUUUUUUUUUAUCCCUGUAUUUCUUUUGGCUCUCAGCAAUGAGGAAUUGGUCACUUUUUUCCCCAAAAUGAUGUCAAAUAUGUUUUCCAAGUGAUAUUCCUUACCAUUUUGUACUUUUUAUCUUUGAUAUUGCAAAUGUAACUAUAUCUAGACUGGGAUUUUCUUUGCAGUCUCUUUUAAUAUUUUGUGUUAUGUUCCUUUUGAUGUUUUGUAAAUGUUUCCCUUAACCAUUGUUAAUAGUUUGGAAUGACUAUUGUAAGAGAUGUUUCAGUGUUAUGGACUGGAGUCAUAUACAAUGAGAUGUGUGCCAGUGAAUUUGUUCAUAACUGAUGGAAGAAUAUUAAAAUGUUACUCUUCACGAAGGACGGAUGUUGCUAGAAUAUCAUGUGUGUGCACAUUUUUAAACCGAUCACAAAAUCACAUUCCUCUUUGUUACAGUACUUUAUCCGCUGUGAAUAAUGUGCGUUAUUGGUUUAUGAGGACAAAUGUUUCAUAGCCAUACUUUAAUAUACAUGUUCCUUGUGCCAAGUUACAAGUGUUGACUUGAUCUUUUUAUUUUAUUUCUAUAUAUUUUCUAAAUUUGUUAACCCUUGCAUUAUCACUAAAUCAUCGCAAUAGCUAACAAGUACAGUAUAUCAGUCACAGGAACUGUAUUUUUGUGGUGUCUUCUUUUUAUUCUCACUGCUCUGAAAUGUUAUCACCAUGUAAACAUUCCGAUUUAAUUCAUUUUGUAUAAAGUAUAUGAGAAGUA
This is a messenger RNA of Micropterus dolomieu (smallmouth bass), 8347 nucleotides long. RefSeq names its product protein unc-13 homolog B-like. Gene Ontology annotation, biological process: neuromuscular junction development; presynaptic dense core vesicle exocytosis; synaptic vesicle priming. Bases 139 to 6060 code for a protein of 1973 amino acids. Gene Ontology annotation, cellular component: terminal bouton; synaptic vesicle membrane; neuromuscular junction. NCBI's taxonomy places the organism in Eukaryota, Metazoa, Chordata, Actinopteri, Centrarchiformes, Centrarchidae. The record is from RefSeq and is a predicted model, not a curated record. Gene Ontology annotation, molecular function: syntaxin-1 binding; calmodulin binding; diacylglycerol binding. The transcript has 34 exons.